CCUCAAAGCAGCUUCAGGGUCUUGUCUCCAGUUGUAACCAUUAGUUAGAAUGAGUUGGAGAUAAUUAUCCAACUUUUCAUAGGGGUUUCACCCAGGAAAGAGGGUGGGAGACAGAGAGAGUGUGUGGGACGGGGAUUUACAAUUUGCAGGGAGCAAGAGAGGAAAAUAUUUCACCGAAACUGUAAUUGCGUGAUUAUGAUUUCUCUGCUUUACUGACAGUGAACGAGUUUGUCAUCUCCUGCCACAGGGAUUAGAAGAGCAAGGUUUAGAUCAGGAAACCCAAACGAAAGAUCAGGUCGAGAUCUGCAUGCAUCAGGAGCUGAACAUCACUGCCCUCUGAUUGUGCAAGGAGAAAUGUUUGCUUUGUCUUAGGGGGAAAGAUUGCAAACAUCAGUGUGACUGGAAAAUCACCGAGACACAGAAACAUCUGAAUAAGAGUGUUCUGGUGAACUGACUGUGGAAAGCGCUUUAACCAAUUGCACAGACAGAAGAAUGACUUGCACCAUUUAGAGGAGAGCCUGUACACGGGUUGUCUGUGUGGGUAAGGAUUGAACUGAUCCUUCAAACUGGAGUAACACAAAGAUACUGGCACUAUGGAGAAACCGUGUAAAUGUGUGGAGUGCGGUAAGGGAUUCAGAUUUCCAUCCAGGCUGGAUGUUCAUUGGCGCAAGCACACAGGGGAGAAACCAUUUACCUGCUCCAAGUGUGAGAAGGGAUUUGCUCGUUUAUCCAGCUUACAGAUACACCAGAGACGUCAUGCCGGGGAGAAAUCAUUCAUCUGCACCACAUGUGGUAAGUGGUUUGCUAAUUCAUCUGAUUUACAUGAACACCAGAAGGUUCACACUGGGGAGAAACCAUUCACCUGCUCUGAGUGCGGGAAGGCAUUUGCUCAGUCAUCCAAAUUACAUGAACACCACAGAACUCACACUGGGGAAAAACCUUUCACCUGCUGUGACUGCGGGAAGGGAUUCACUCAGUCAUCCGCCCUACAUGUGCACCAGCGAAUUCACACAGGAGAAAAACCAUUCACGUGUUCUGAGUGUGGGAAGAGUUUCACUCAGUUAUCCCACUUAGAUUCACACCAGAGAACUCACACUGGAGGAAAACCAUACCUCUGUCCUGAGUAUGGGAAGAGAUUCAUUCGGUUAUCCAACUUACAUCAACAUCAGGGAACUCACAGUGGAGAGAAACCAUUCACCUGCUCUGAGCAAGGGAAGGGACGUGUUCAGACUUCCAAAUUAUAUAAGCACCAGAGAACUCUCACUGGAGAAAAAACGUUUACCUGCUCUGACUGCGGGAAGAGAUUCACUCAGUCAUCCACUUUACGUGUGCACCAACGAAUUCACACUGGAGAAAAACCAUUUGCCUGCCCUGAAUGUGGAAAGGGAUUCGCUCAAUUAUCCAACUUACAUCAACACCAGAGAAUACACACUGGAGAAAAGCCAUUCACCUGUCCUGAAUGCAGGAAGGGAUUCGCUCAGUUAUCUAAUUUACAUCAACACCAGAGAACUCACACUGGAGAAAAACCAUUCACCUGCCCUGAAUGCGGGAAGAAAUUCACUCAGUUAGCGAACUUAGAAUCGCACCAUAGAACGCACACUGGUGAAAGACCGUUCCCCUGUCCUGAGUGUGGGAAGAGAUUCAUUCGGUUAUCCACCUUACAGCAACACCAGGGCACUCAUAAUAGAGAAAUACGGUUCACCUGCCCUGACUGUGGGAAGGGAUUCACUUACUCCUCCACUUUACUUAGGCACCAGAGAACUCACACUGGAGAGAAACCGUUUCCCUGUCCUGAGUGCGGGAAGAGAUUCACUCGGUUAUUCAACUUACAUCAACACCGGCGAACUCACACUGGAGAAAAACCACUGCCCUGUCCUCAAUGUGGGAAGGGAUUGGCUCAGUUUUCCAACUUACAUCAACAUCGGAGAACUAACGCUGGAGAAGAACCAUUGCCCUGUCCUGAAUGCGGGAAGGGAUUCGCUCAGUUAUCCAACUUGCAACAACACCAGAGAACUCAAACUGGAGAAAGACCAUUCACUUGUCCUGAGUGUGGGAAGUCUUUCACUCAGUUCUCCAACUUGCGUCAACACCAGAGAACCCACGCUGGAGAAAAUCUGUUCCCCUGUCCUGAGUGCGGGAAGAGAUUCACUCGGUUAUCCAACUUACAUCAACAUCAGGGAACUCACACAGGAGAAAAAACAUUUACCUGCUGUGACUGCGGGAAGAGAUUCACUCAGUCAUCCACCUUACGUGUGCACCAACGAAUUCACACGGGAGAAAAACCAUUCGCCUGCCCUGAAUGUGGAAAGGGAUUCGCUCAGUUAUCCAACUUACAUCAACACCAGAGAAUACACACCGGAGAAAAACCAUUCACCUGUCCUGAAUGCGGGAAGGGAUUUGCUCACUUAUCCAACUUACAUCAACACCAGAGAACUCACACCGGAGAAAAACCAUUCACCUGCCCUGAAUGCGGGAAGAGAUUCACUCAGUUAGCCAACUUAGAAUCGCACCAUAGAACUCACACUGGCGAAAGACCGUUCCCCUGUCCUGAGUGUGGGAAGAGUUUCAUUCGAUUAUCCACCUUACAGCAACACCGGGGCACUCACAGUAGAGAAAUACGGUUCACCUGCUCCGACUGUGGGAAGGGAUUCACUUACUCUUCCACUUUACUGAGGCACCAGAGAACUCACACCGGAGAGAAACCGUUCACCUGCUCUGACUGCGGGAAGGGAUUCGGUCAGUUAUCCCAAUUGCAUCAACACCAGAGAACUCACACUGGGGAGAAACCGUUUCCCUGUCCUGAGUGUGGGAAGAAAUUCACCCGGUUAUCCAACGUGUAUCAACACCAGAGAACUCACACUGGAGAAAAACCGUUCACCUGCCCUGAAUGCGGGAAGAAAUUCACUCAGUUAGCGAACUUACGUUCACACCAGAGAACUCACGCUGGAGAAAAAAUGUUCAACUGUUCUGACUGUGGAAAGAAGUUCGCUCAGUCAUCCAAAUUAUGUGUACACCAGCGAUCUCACACUGGAGAGAAACCGUUCUCCUGCCUCGAGUGCAAGAGGAGUUUCACUCAGUUAUCUCACUUACGUUCACACCAGAGAACUCACCGUAAACUGUGCACUGUCAGGAAGGGGAGAUCACUUCCAGAGUGAAAGACAGCCUGACGAACUGAUGAUGUGGUGACUGCUGCAGUACCUGUGUUUCCUUCCUCCUGCCUUGUUUGACAUGAGAUCUGCCAUCACCUGCAUAAUCUCACCAUAGGAUACGAUCUAGAGGAUGGAGUAGUCAUAAUAAUAACUGUAUGCAAAUUAAUUUUAAUUGUUCACCGGGUGAAAAGUGUACUUUGCUGAACUUUACUUACACAUGUAACAACCUAUGUUCCCAACAAAUCCAGGGAACAGGAACUAAACAUGCUACUGUUACUGUAUGACGUGGAAUUACACUGCGCCCCCGAUUAUCUGUACGAAAGUAGGUGGCAAUAACUACAUCUCACCACUGACCUGACACAAGACAAUCUGAAGACAGUGCCUAAAGUAGGCCGUGUCUGACAGUAGCUCAUGUGAAAAUUGGUGUAAUAUAGUGCUUUGAAAUGGUGACUGGUUAUUAUGUCCAAGAUGUUACAGAGAUAAAGAGACAUGAUUCUGGGAUGUGGGGUUAUGGUGGGGUGAGUGGAAGGACCUUUCCAAUGACAUUUAGAUACCCCAUCUUACAGUGGGUUGUGUGAUACAUGUAUCCUGGUGUUCAAACAAAAUAUUGUUUUGACUGUGACAGUGGAAAUAACUAAUGGAAAUAAAAAUUCCCCUUCCAUUGCUGCCCUUUA
Molecule: messenger RNA, 3823 nt
Organism: Rhincodon typus (whale shark)
Lineage: Eukaryota; Metazoa; Chordata; Chondrichthyes; Orectolobiformes; Rhincodontidae
Product: oocyte zinc finger protein XlCOF6-like
Exons: 2
Coding region: 594-3155 (853 amino acids)
Biological process (GO): central nervous system development; regulation of transcription by RNA polymerase II
Cellular component (GO): nucleus
Molecular function (GO): RNA polymerase II cis-regulatory region sequence-specific DNA binding; DNA-binding transcription factor activity, RNA polymerase II-specific
Source: RefSeq, a predicted model, not a curated record